CAGAAGCUUCAAUUAAGUACACAGUUUUUUUGACUUGCUAAUUCUUUUUUUACUUCAUAAAUUGAUUAUCUACAGUUUGUUGCUUUUUCUAAAUGGUCAAAAAAAAAAUUCAAAGUCUUGAUUUGAACACAUUUUGACCCGUUUUUCUUUUUUUUACAAUUAUUUAAAAAAAAUAACCUGUCACUUGUUUGGUUACAAGUCGUCUCAAAAUGUCAAAACUUGAAUCGAGCGAUAGUUCAGAAACAGAACAACUUAUCGAUGAAGAUGAUGAACAAAAUUACGAGGAAGCAUUGCUUCAAAAACUGUCAUCAACCAGAUAUCAAUUAAGUGUUAUGGGUUUCCUAGGAUUUGCGUUAAUUUAUUCUUUUCGUAUUAACAUGAGCAUUGCCCUGGUCGACAUGGUUAAGCAACCCGCGGCAGAAAAAUCUGGCCCUGCGAAUAAAAACUGUCCUGUUUGGAAUAAGGACACCUCUUCCCAAAACAACGACGUCGGAACUUUCGAUUGGACGCCUAAAGAACAAGCAAAUGUGUUGGGCGCUUUUUAUUACGGGUACAUGGUAGCUAUGAUUCCCGCCGGAUACUUGGCGACCAGAAUUGGUGGGAAACAGAUGUAUGGCCUUGGAAUUGUUCUAACAGCUGUGUUAACAUUACUAACACCUGCAGCAGCUCACCUUGGCAUCUGGUGGUUGAUAAUUCUGCGAGGGUUAGAAGGAAUCACUGAAGCUGCAACUUUUCCUGCUUUCCACCAUUUGAGCGGCCGAUGGACGCCCAAAUUAGAGCGAUCAAUAUUUGCAUCUAUGACUCUUUCUGGAUCCUUUUUCGGCAAUAUGAUCACACAGCCUAUCAUCGGCUACUUGUGUACCCUUGAACUCUGGAACGGCUGGCCUUUAGGCUUCUACGCAAACGGGUUAUUAGCUAUAAUCUGGUACGUUGCCUGGUGUUUUUUGGUCUAUGAGUCUCCGGACAAACAUCCCCGGAUUUCAGAACGAGAGAGAAAUUAUAUCAAUUCGCAAACACAAAUUGACGACGAUAAACCAACCGCAAUACCUUGGAAAAGUAUCUUGACAAGUUUGCCUGUGUUUGGCAUAGUAGCGGCCCAUUUUGCCAACAACUUUAUGCUUUAUGGUAUGAUGUCCUUUUUGCCCCUAUACUUUGCAGAUGUGUUGAAUUUCGACAUUGCUUCCAAUGGAAUUCUGAGCGCCUUACCUUGGGUGUCCGUGUUUAUUGGUACCUUAACAGCAGGUCAAUUAACCGAUUUGUUGCGAAGCAGAAGUUUGGUCACGACGACAUUUGCACGUAAAUUCAACCAAGUGAUAUCAACGUUUUUACCAAGUAUAUUCUUACUAUUAGCUGGCUACGCAGGUUGCGAUGACAUCAAAGCGAUUCUCUUUCUGGCUGUUGGAAUGCUCUUUUUUGGGGCCGCAGGCUCUGGCUUUUACUGCAACAAUUUAGAUCUGGCGCCUCAAUUUGCAGGAAUUAUUUACGCAAUCAGCAAUUUUUUUGCGACUCUUUCUGGAUUUUUAGCUCCCCUAAUAGUAGCAAGUUUGACUGAAGAAAACGUUCAUAGUAGCGUGUUAUGGAUUCACGCUUUUUAUGUGUUUGCCGGAGUUUCGUGGCUCGGCGGUUCAACUUUUCUUCUGCUCGGAUCCGGAGAACUUCAAGCAUGGGCAGUUAUUCGAAAUGGCUAAAACGGAAAGAAACCAUAGCAGAAACGAUUGCACAAAUAACAAAGAUUUUUCGGACGUCGGGAUCAAAUGAUGGGCUAUGAUAGUGACCCUAGUUGACCAAGGAUAGUUAGUUAUCUGGCAAAAACAUUUUUUGAAAAAAAUCUUACAAGAUAUUACAAGCUAACAUCUUUUGCAAAAAUCAUGCAAGAUCUCGCAAGAUAAGCAUACUGAAACAACAAGGAGAGGUCUACCUUGACUUAUAGAUUCCAACGUCUAAAAGGUCCCAUUCAUUCUAUUAAAAAAUAUAUUAUAUGAUUAAAACAAUUUGUUGGCUCUCACUCGAGUUUUGA
Symsagittifera roscoffensis is the source of this 2017-nucleotide messenger RNA. Its product is annotated as sialin-like. The record is from RefSeq and is a predicted model, not a curated record. The transcript has a single exon. Bases 210 to 1688 code for a protein of 492 amino acids. Gene Ontology annotation, cellular component: membrane. Gene Ontology annotation, biological process: monoatomic anion transport; transmembrane transport. Gene Ontology annotation, molecular function: transmembrane transporter activity. Lineage: Eukaryota; Metazoa; Xenacoelomorpha; Acoela; Convolutidae.